Ailuropoda melanoleuca (giant panda) is the source of this 1848-nucleotide messenger RNA. It is a transcript of the gene UQCC4, whose product is annotated as ubiquinol-cytochrome c reductase complex assembly factor 4. The transcript is spliced from 2 exons. Lineage: Eukaryota; Metazoa; Chordata; Mammalia; Carnivora; Ursidae. The record is from RefSeq and is a predicted model, not a curated record. Bases 88 to 489 code for a protein of 133 amino acids.
UCGAACGGCGCCCGGCUUCCGGUUUCGCGCGUCGGAAGUGACGCAAACAGGCCGCGACGCGGCGCCGAAUGCGGAGGCCGGGUCGCGAUGCGCGGCGUCCUAUGUCCGCCGGCGGCCGGGGCCGUCCGGGCGCUGAGGUUCGUGCGCUGGGCUUCCCGAAACCAGCCGCCGCUCGGUGGCCGGACUCCGGCCCCGCCCGCGGCCGAGGAAGAGGACGACCCUGACCGUCCCGUUCACUUUUCCUCCAGCAGAGCCCACCCGUCCCGCUGGACGGUGCAGCAUUCCCUCGGAAAGGAGCAGCAACGGCCCUGGUGGAGGGUGUUGCCCUUCAGCCUCUCCCUCAUGGUUGUGGUCAUCUGGUGCUUCCUUAGGCAGGAGACCGGCGCGGACCGGUGGUUGAAACAGGUGUUGGGGGAAGAAGAGGAGGCGGAGCCCGGCGAUGGUUCGCAGGAGCCUGGAGCUCCGGCUGCCCAGCAGGCGAGAACUUAGCGGGCGCUAGCGGCGAGGGGAUAGGCAGGCGCCCUGACGCUUUUGCCAUCGCGUUUGGCCGUUUCUACCGUGGCUAUGCGCGUCCCCAGAGUGAAGGACUCGGCUCACCUGGCCACGCUGACCUGCGUGAAGGCGGAGCGGAACGUCGUCACGUCGGAUCUGGCUCUUUGCCAAACACUUGAUGCCCAACGAAUACGUCCAAAGACAUUUCAUUUUCAGAUCCCCAGAAAAGGUUUUGGUUGCACUGUGCGCUGUUGGAUUUGUGAUGUGCCUUUCUACCGUGAUCUUGUUUGCAAAGCAAUUCUGGUGACACUUGUGAUCACUGUGAUCCGGUUUGCAGGUCAUUUGCUUCCCGAGACAGAAUAACUGGCAGGAAAGUUGUUAAACUUCUCGUUUGCGGUGUACUGUAGUGCGUAGAAAUUGACGUUAGUUUUGCAAACUGACAGUAUAUUUUAACUUGGUAACGUGGAAUUAAGCCAAUCCUCCCCCUUUUUGUAUCUCAUUAAAAAAAAAAAAAAGAUUUUAGUCCUUUUCAGUUCCUUUGGUUUUCUGUUUUUCCGGAGUAGGAACUGAGGAAAGAAAUCUAAAUGUAAAUUGUGGAAUUUACCAAGGAUACCAGAAAUAAUGAGCUUUCUCAGCUCUAGAGAUUUUUAUUUUUAGCAAGGUGACAAUUUUCUGAGUAGAAUAAGACUGAUAAGUAUUUCUUUUGACAAAUUGCAGGCAAUAUUUUUGGGUAUCUAAAUGAUAUGCUUUUCAAGUACUAUUUAGUAAAACUGCUUAAUUCUGAAUUAAAUACAAGAUGCACAAAAGGAAGAUUUUAUUCAUGCUUCUAGUGGCAGGUUUUAUCUUGGCAUGCCUGUGGUGCCGAAGUUACCUGGAGGUUCUUUCAUUCAGGUGUUUGAAAGCUGGGGGCUACCUGCCAGCUUGCUGGCUUCUGGAAGGGUCUCUGUGGGAGUCCUCUGAAUGUCCCGCCCACCUGGGUAAAUCGGGCUCAGUAGGGAAAUGGAACCCAUACAAGUAUGUUCAUUAUUUAGAGACAGAUCAAGGUUUGGAAAGGUUGGCCUGAUCGUAGCUCAGCUACAUUGUUACCCCAGCGGGAACAGGGAAGUGGCCCCCUCCCCAACCCGGCCUGACGGCUCUCUGUUGAAUUGUGAAGGGUUUUGUUUGAGCAGGUCAUUCAGACCUGAACCCUUACUUUCCUCACUAGUUCCUGCAGGGAAAAAAAACAAGACCUAACAAAAAGAAUUUUUGUUUUAAUUAAAAUUAAUUCUCAUAUGACAAAAGCAAGUGACUUACCUGGAAAAUUAUAUACUGUAAGGAAGAGAAUCAGAAAUACUGAAAAUCUAACCGCUGUGAAAA